Prunus dulcis (almond) is the source of this 2721-nucleotide messenger RNA. Its product is annotated as protein NARROW LEAF 1-like. The record is from RefSeq and is a predicted model, not a curated record. Bases 328 to 2142 code for a protein of 604 amino acids. NCBI's taxonomy places the organism in Eukaryota, Viridiplantae, Streptophyta, Magnoliopsida, Rosales, Rosaceae. The transcript has 6 exons.
ACAAAUACCAGAUACUAGAUAUUAUAUGGUCUUUCUCUCCAAAGUAGCAUGGAAAGUAUAACCUUCUCAUUCUCUAAACUUUAAAGCUCUCUUUCUAAAUAUAGAUGUUCUUUUCCUCACACUGUCACUUUUUCUCUUUGCACACAUACAAUACUAAUCUUUGUGCUGGAUGGUAAUUAGAUUCUAUGAUGAAGUGAUUGUAGCACACAAUCUUGAUCUUUUAGAUGAUGGGUUUGCGGGAAAAUCUUUACUAGGGCAUGAAAGUCUUCAAGGGGCUUUGCUUUGAGCCCUCCACAGCUCCACCAUUAGUGAUCAGAGAGCUGGAAGAUGGACAGGACCAGAUUAGAUUUAAGGUUUCAUCACUCUGGAUCAGCACAGUCUGAGGAGUCUGCUCUAGACUUGGAAAGAAAUUACUGCAGUCAUCAUCCUAAUCUUCCUUCAUCAAGUCCAUUGGCCCUCCAGCCUUUUGCAUCUAGUGGUCAGCUCUCUGAGAGCAAUGCCGCCUACUUCUCGUGGCCCACUUUGAGUCGGUUAAAUGAUGCAGCAGAAGAUAGAGCAAACUAUUUUGGAAAUCUUCAGAAGGACGUUCUCCCUGAAACUUUGGGCCGGUUGCCAUCAGGGCAGCAGGCUACAACCUUACUUGAGCUGAUGACCAUUAGGGCAUUCCAUAGCAAGAUCUUGCGCCGGUUUAGUCUUGGGACCGCAAUUGGGUUUCGGAUUCGACAAGGCGUCUUAACAGACAUUCCAGCCAUUCUUGUCUUUGUUGCCCGUAAAGCUCACAGGCAAUGGCUAAGCCAUGUGCAGUGUCUACCUGCUGCCCUUGAGGGGCCAGGAGGUGUAUGGUGUGAUGUGGAUGUUGUAGAAUUUUCCUAUUAUGGUUCCCCGGCUCCAACUCCAAAAGAACAGCUGUAUACAGAGCUCGCAGAUGGCUUGCGGGGAAGUGAUCCAUGCAUUGGUUCUGGUUCCCAGGUUGCUAGCCAGGAGACUUAUGGAACUCUGGGUGCUAUUGUUAAAAGCCGAACAGGAAAUCGACAGGUUGGUUUUCUCACAAAUCGGCAUGUGGCAGUUGAUUUGGACUAUCCAAACCAGAAAAUGUUCCAUCCUUUGCCACCAAGCCUUGGACCUGGGGUGUAUCUUGGCGCUGUGGAGAGGGCAACAUCUUUUAUCACAGAUGAUCUUUGGUAUGGCAUAUUUGCUGGAACAAACCCAGAAACAUUUGUGCGAGCUGAUGGUGCCUUUAUUCCUUUUGCCGAGGAUUUCAACAUGAACAAUGUAAUUACGACUGUAAGAGGUGUAGGUGAGAUUGGUGAUGUCAACAUCAUAGACUUGCAGUCACCAAUCGACAGUCUUAUUGGAAGGCAAGUGAUGAAAGUUGGGAGAAGUUCAGGCUUGACUACUGGAACCGUCAUGGCGUAUGCUCUAGAAUACAAUGAUGAAAAAGGGAUUUGUUUCUUUACUGAUUUUCUUGUUGUUGGUGAGAACCGGCAGAGUUUUGAUCUUGAAGGUGAUAGUGGAAGUCUCAUUCUAUUGACUGGUCAGAAUGGGGAGAAGCCACGACCUGUUGGGAUCAUUUGGGGUGGAACAGCUAACCGUGGUCGCUUGAAACUAAAAAUUGGCCAACCACCUGAAAAUUGGACUAGUGGAGUUGAUCUUGGGCGCCUUCUUGACCUCCUUGAACUUGAUCUUAUAACAACCAAUGAAGGGUUUCAAGCUGCAAUCCAAGAGCAACGAAAUGCUUCAGCUGCAGGGAUUGGUUCCACAGUGGAGUCAUCCACAGCUGUCCGGGCUCCAUCUAAAGAUAAGCUAGAAGAUAACUUCGGACAUCUGGGUUUCAAUCUUCAGAAAAUUCCUUUUGAAGGUGAGUCCUGUCAGGGACUGAGUCGGCCGUUCAUUCAUGGUGACUUUCACAUAGAAAAUGGUGUUAAAACUUCUCCGAAUGUAGAACACCAAUUCAUUCCAAGGUCCACCUGCAGAUCUCCAGUAAAUCAAAGCAAUCGAGAGGAAAACCCACUAUCAAAAAACCUCUUGGCAUUGCGGAAUGGCUCUGAUGAAGAGAUUUCUGUUUCGUUGCAGUUAGGUGAGCCAGAACCGAAGAGAAGAAAAAACGGCAACGCUCUCUUUAGCACUAAAGGACCCAAAUGAAGUAGGAAUGAGUAAAUUAACUCUCUUUUCUUGAAGUAACUUUCAUACGAGGAGUUGCUUCACUUUGGCUUCAAAUUCUCCGUUACACUUUAUUCCGGAGUGUAAUUGUUGGGUCAUAUCUUCUCCUGCAUCAAUUGCUAUAUGGAAUCUUGGAUAUUUUGGUAAGGAUAAAAAGUAUAGGUCAUAUAUGUGGAGCAUACAAUGUUUUAUAGAGAUGUUUAGGUCGUACCCCGCUUUCAUUUUUACUUUUGAUUUGUAUCACUUUGGUGAAUAUACUUAUAGCAUUAGCACUCCUGAAGUUGGGAGCAUAAGCAGCUAUUGGAAUCCAACAGAAUGUAAAAUGUUACUUUUGGCUAGCAACGUUAGUUUGUUCAGAGCCUAAUUGAGGGUUUCUUUUUUAUGGUAGAAAAGGAGGGAGCAAGGUGGCGUAGACCAAUUGUAUUUUCUUAAGUCUAAUAGUCUGUAAGUGAAGAACUCAUAUUGUGGCUAUAUUUGUAAAUGCGGCUUCAAAUGAGACAUUUUCUACUAUUUCUUAUUUGUUUUGCGUGUCAUUUUCAAAUGACGUAUGCUCUUAUGUCA